AUGAUUACUCCAUCCGGAUCCAGUCCUUCAUACUCUCUAAUCCUAUUUGCCGCUGCUUCCGUUACAGAAAUUGCUGGCGUCACGAUAAUUACAACCACAUCGAACGCUAUCAUACACGCGUACGAAAGCGAAAACGGUUAUCUACCCAAAGCGGAACACGUCAUCAGUGUGAUAAAUAAGACAAGAGAAGAUAUUAUGAACAAUCCAAGUCCAGCGCAGAGAGCAACUGGUCUCCAAACACAUAAACGAGCCAUGCCAUCCAAUCAGGCCAUUACUCUCCGAAGUCCUUGA
This is a messenger RNA of Sclerotinia sclerotiorum 1980 UF-70, 291 nucleotides long. RefSeq lists its product with no specific name. NCBI's taxonomy places the organism in Eukaryota, Fungi, Ascomycota, Leotiomycetes, Helotiales, Sclerotiniaceae. The coding region runs from base 1 to 291 and encodes 96 amino acids. The transcript has 3 exons. The record is from RefSeq and is a predicted model, not a curated record.